Adineta steineri is the source of this 2676-nucleotide messenger RNA. The record is from the annotation of a GenBank genome assembly. Lineage: Eukaryota; Metazoa; Rotifera; Eurotatoria; Adinetida; Adinetidae.
AUGUUAGAAGAACAUGAAUAUGAUGACGAUAAUGAUGCUGUUCAAGAUCCAGCUAUUGUUCUUAAACAUCAAAAAUAUAAAACUCGAUUAUAUGUUGUUCUUCUUGCAGUGUGUCUCUAUAUGUUAUUCUAUGUUACUUUGGUAAAAACCAAAUCUGCAAUGAUUCCUAUCUCGAAUGUAACGCCUGAUAAUUUUAACAAGCUUUAUUCUGAGCAUGAUCAAACUCUUACAUGUCCAUGUUCAACAACAGCAAUACCUUAUCGAAAUUUUACUUCGAACAAUGUUACAAUGCAUCCGGUUUGUUCGAGUAUUUUUAUUGAAUCAGAAUGGAUCAAAGGAUUAUAUUUUCCAAAUGCAAGUCAAUAUGGAGUAUGGGAUUUUCGAACAACGGCACAUUCACAAUUUGAACUUUUAUCAAGUUUUUGUUCACUUUCAAAAGAAAUUAUUUCUCAAACUGAAACUGAUAUUGACAAUAAUGAACUGGUUACUCUUUACCUUCUUUCUCACGAACAAGUUCAAUCGCAAAUAGAUGGAACAAUUGACCUACUAAAGAAAAGUGCAUCGUCUCAAAUAAUAACAUAUUUAGAUUAUCUAAAAAACACAUUUCAAACAAAUUAUUUAGUUUCAGCUCUCAAUACAAAUUUAAUAAUUAAAACAAUACAGGUAGCUGAAUCUAUUCGUACACGUGCAUAUCAAGUAUCGUACCGUUUUGAUUAUAUUAACUACACACUAUGCAGUAGAAAGAAAAUAGUAGCUGAUGCUACUCUCACCCAAAUGAUUUACGAAUUAAGCGACGCCGAGAGUAGAAGCUCAAUGAAGCCGAAGCCAAAUUCUACAACUGUUAAUGGAUUCUUUACAGGAUGUACUCCUCUUGAAGCACUUCUUGAAAGUACAUUAGAUUGUUUAUAUCAGACAGAAUGUCUUCAAUUAUUAGUGGAUUAUUUUCCAAUUCGUCAACAAAUAAAUUUCCAUGCAAAUAAUUCAGCUUUAACUUCAAAGCAUGAAAAACUAUCUGUUAAUAAAUAUUUAAAUGAUCUUUUCAUUAUGAAUUGGUCAACAGACACUGAUUAUACAAAAUAUUUCCACCAAUGUUCUCCAUCAAACUGUACAUAUUUAAAAAAAGAUGGAACGGAAUUAUCUUAUGGAAUAACUCUUUUCAUUAGUCUUUAUGGUGGUCUCAUUAUAAUACUUCGUCUUAUUGCAUCAUGGUCUAUCGAUAUUCUAUCAAAAAUCAAAUGUUGUUCAAGAGAGAGAAAUGAAAAUUCAGAUGAAAAUGGAAAGAUAUUGAAAUUUAUUGAAUCAAUAAAACGAUUAAACUUAUUUAAGAAUGUUAAUGAUCGAACAGAAAAUAGUAUCAAACAACAAAAGAUUACUACACGUGUUUAUUUGAUUUUAUUAACUGGUUCAAUUUGUAUUCUUUGUUUAUUCACAUCAUUAAAUAGUGAAACUGUGACAAAAAUUGAAAAAAAUCCAUCGUUGACAACUUAUAAUUCUUUAAGAGGAGGCUUACAUUCCGCUUCACUCCAAUGUCCAUGCUCUACUAAAGCAAUUCCUCAUCAAAAAUUUGUCUCAUUGUCUCCAUAUUAUCAUCAAAUAUGCUCAAGUAGUUUUAUUCAUAUUGAUUGGAUUGAAAUUAUGAGAUCGAGUUUAUUUAAUAGUAUUUCUAAGGAUCGGCAGUUUCGUAUAUCCGCACUGUUUCAAUUAUUAUCUGAUUUUUGUCAAUUAGCUGAUAAGACAAUCAAUGAUGCUGUGAAACAAUAUCUUUCACGAUUAUUUAUUGCUUCUUUUGUAAUGAACGAAGAUGAUUUCGACAAACAAUUAAAUUCUAGUCUUAAUCAAUUUUAUCGAUCAACAAUUCAUAAUUUUGAUUUGAUGGCAAAUGCCUUACAACUUUUUAUGCAGGUUGAUCAGCUGUAUAUAGGAGCAAACCAAAAGGAUAUAGAUAAAGUGGACACCAAUCUAAUCGGAAAUAUUGUACAAGAUAAAACAAAUACAACUAAACUAGUAAAGCUGAAAUUUAUUUUAAACGAAAUCAAAGAAAUCAACUCGUCAAUGACUAGAUGUGUUUGUGCAACUGAUCCUUAUUGUAAAGUUCCGGCUGUUAUUUACGAUCCUGUUCAAGAGUUUUAUAUUAGCAAUAUAACUUAUAUAAUUUAUAAUGCAUCAGGUUGGAUUCGAGGAUGUCUUGUUAUCGAUGCUCUUCUUCAUUCCACACUUCAAUGUUUAUAUGCAGGUUCAAAUUGUUUUCCAUUAUUAUUGAGUGAUGCUACACAGCUGUCUAGUUUAUUGAGUAAUAACCAAUCGUCGCUUAUAAUUCAUCCAAUGGUUUAUAAUCCAACAAUGAGCCGUUUUCCUCCAAAUACAACUGUUUCAACCAUGUUUAAGGAAAUGAUGAUCGAAGAAUGGAAUCCAUCUCCAACGUAUCCAUCAUUUUAUGAAUCAUGUGCACCGAUUUAUUGUACUUAUUCUCAAAAAAUUCGUACAAAAAGUUUUGUUGGAGUGAUAAUAGAAUUGAUAGCAACAGUUGGUGGCCUUGUAGCUUUAUUACGAAUUGUGACACCUUAUCUUAUUAAAUUUAUUCUUAAAUUACCAACAAUAUGUAAGAAAAAGAAACAACGUCAACCAAAAGAACGAGGUAAUAAGAGUUUUAAUCAAAUCUCCACAGAUAAACUUUAA